CAAAAUGUGCAGGGCUGGGGGUCCUUCAGGACAGGUUUGGGAACCACUGCUCUGUAUAGUGCACUAUGUGCCAUUCACCAUAUAGAAACUAGUAAAUGUGUGAACAAAUGGCCGAUUUCAGCCGCAGCUUCAGCGUCUGUUUAUAGUGUAGGAGGGGGCGGGACUUCAGAUUCUAGAGAGAAUUUGAUUGGACAGAAGAUUUGAUGAGAAGCUGAAGUGUGCGGAGAUGUCAUGAAAAUCAGUGAUCCAUUUUAGCGGAAGUUAAAAACUGUAAGUUUUGAAUGCGUAUUAUUUAUAUCUCCUAAAUGUGAAUUUUGUCAUUGUUUUGGAACACACACUUAUUAAUAACCUUAAGGCUAACAUAUUCAUACUAAAAGAUAAAAAAACCUUACAUUUUCAUUUCAGGGGGACUUUAAAAUGAAAAAAAGACAAGCCAAAAUAACAGUAGAUAAAUAUGAAUAUUUAUAAAUAAACCAUGCUGAAAAUCAACCUAUUUGAAAAACGUUGUUAGCUGAUGCUAACUGGGUAGCUAACUAGGUAGCUGAUGCUAACUUGAGGUAAUUUUUAAAUAUAAAGUCUAAAUAUUUUUAUUCAACCACCUAGUUUACAUUUGAUGGAAAAACAAAGGAUGUGAUGUUCAGAACCAUAGACUGUAAAAAAAGGUAACUACAGUAAGUUAUGAUAGUGGGAAGCAAUGCAUUUUACCCCGCAGACUUAGUUUGAAAAAAAAAAUGGUAAUUUUUCCUUAAAUAACAUGUACUCCCUAACUACAGGCCUUACUAUUCUCAUAUCAUGUAUAACUGUGAUUUUCAGCAAAACAACAAGCUUUAAAGGGGAGGUUGAUUAUGAUUUCACUUUUUUAACUUUAGUUAGUGUGUAAUGUUGCUGUUUGAUCAUAAACAACAUCUGCAAAGUUACAACACUCAAAGGGAGAUAUUUUCUUUUACAGAAAUCACUUUUUAAAUGGCUGGUAGAGACUACAACGAGCUUUAUCCCGGGUUGGUGACAUCACUAACCCUAAAAUUAACAUAAACCCCGCCCCCGAGAACACUCAACAAAGGGGGUGUCGCCAUGUUGGGCUGCUUUAGAGAAGAGGAAGAGUUGUUGUAGGAGAGUGUUGUUCAUUUUACGCCGGACUGCUUCACAAACGAGGGUCAAUUCAACACAAAAGAUUAACAUGACGGCACAUGCUAGUGGAUGAGUUGAAUCAACUCCACAGCAACUACAUAAAUUUAUCCACUAACCAUUCAGAAACGUCUAAAAGUUGUAACUUCUUCCUGAGUCUCUCCAUCAGUGUCGACUCCGGUUUGAACAAUGUAAGGCUGAACACCGUUACUGACAAUCCUCAUUUUGUCUGCGUGAGAUUCUCCAGCUUUGUUGUUGUUGUUGAGCUGUUAAAGCUCCGCCCUCUUCUGGAAAGGGGGCCGGGAGCAGCAGCUCAUUUGCAUUUAAAGGGACACACACAAAAACGGCGUGUUUUUGCUCACACCCAAAUAGGGGCAAAUUUGACAAGCUAUAAUAAAUGAUCUGUGGGGUAUUUUGAGAUGAAACUUCACAGACACAUUCUGGAGACACCAGAGACUUACAUUACAUCUUGUGAAAGGGGCAUAAUAGGUCCAGUUUAAAACACUUUUUUUUCUUACUGCUGAAAAUUAGAUUACUUUCUGUGAAAUCUGUUUUCUCUCAGCUCUCAUCAGUGUAAGCUUCACUUCUACAUCACUUGUGUCAACUGAGUCCAUAGCAACAACAAAAAAUGUAUCUUGACUUAUCUAGUUGUUAUUUUGUGUUAUUUUUAUUUUGUAAAGCUUCAAGGAUGCAACGAUCACUGUGUACCAAAACAUACGAAUGAGAUCCUAUGAAUUCAUAUGAAUUAUGAAAUGUAAAAUGGUUACGAAUUGCACUGAGAUCAUGUUGAAAAGACUUCCGUUGUUCUACGGAAAGCAAAAGAAGAUAUUUUCAGAAAUGACACAAGAGCAAAUGAUGUCAUGGUGUUUUUUCAUAUUCAUAUUUUUGAACUGAGGUCACACACACUGAAGGUGAUUAUUUCUAGUUAAUGAUCCUGAUGCACCGUUUCAGUGCAAAGAUGUCUAACAAUGUGUUUACUUUCUGUAGAUUAUCGGUCAGUGUGAUUCUUGCUUGAAUCAUGUGACGCUUGAGUCUUUAAUGAGGUCUAAAGGUUUUUAAAGGGGAAAUGCUACAGCAAAAUGGGUUUGAACAGAACAUUUAUGAAGACUCUAAAACUUCACAGGCUUUUUUUGGUAGCAGGCCUAAAUUUAGGUUGGAUUAGAUUUCAUUUAAUCGUAUUUUAGGCCUAACUGGUUUAAAUGCGCUGGUGAUGAUUGUGGAAAAUGCUGAAGAAUGUUUCGGUUCAGUGGACUGAAUAAUGUGAGUUCAGCAGCUGACGGACGGCGUCAUUGACACUGACUUGAGUUUAAACUGGCCUGAGAUCCGCGUGUCGUGAUGGAGAAAGUUGUGUGAGCGUGAGAAUGGCUGUUCAGGUUAAAUGUCAAAUGUUCGGUCUUGUAACAGCUUGUAAAGCAAUCUCUUUACAGCAUUAAAGAUUCAUCCUCCAAAUUUGUAGGAUUUUCAAUGAUUCAUGAGCUGGAAAAAUCCUUAAUGUGACAUUGAUCUUCAGCCAAAACAUCAUUGUUUCGACCAAACACACACUGGGAGGAACAAAACCACAGUACUGAACGACACACACACACAUAAAGAAUAUUUCAACACGACACCACUUCCUCAUUCACACACAUACACACACACACACACACACAUCCCAUCUCAUCGUGUGUGUGUUUUCAGAUGUCCCAGCUUUACUCCCGUGUGACCUUUCAUCAUGUGAUCGGGAAGGCGGCGGUUAAGGGGUGGUGUUACCGUGGACUGUCAAUCACACGCAGCGUCCAGGACAACCAGUUCUGUGCUGUCAAUCCACGAUUCAUCGCCGUGGUGACAGAGUGUACAGGAGGAGGGGCCUUCAUUGUCAUUUCUGUCCGUCAUACGGGCCGUGUGAGUCCUCUGCAUCCACGUGUGUGCGGUCACAGCGCUCGAGUGCUGGACGUCAAGUGGGACCCGUUUAACGACCUGCGCAUCGCGUCCUGCUCGGAGGACUGUACGGUGAAGGUGUGGAACAUCCCUCCGAACGGACUGAAGGCUGACCUGAGGUCGCCCAGUAAGGAUCUGCUCGCUCAUGGCCGCAGGGUGUCGCUCAUCGAGUGGCAUCCAACCGCCAGAGACCUGCUGCUAAGCUCCGCCUACGACUGCAAAGUGUUUGUGUGGCGUUUAGACGCACCGGAGGUGCCGGUGUGUGUGAUAAACACACACUCUGAGCUGGUGGUUUGUUUGAGUUUUAAUGCAGAUGGAAGUCUGUUGGCCACGGCCUGCAAAGACAAGAAGAUCCGAAUCAUCGAGCCGCGGACUGGACGAGUGCUGCAGGAGUCUCGCUGUGGCUCUCGUAAAGUGUCCAGGAUCCUGUUCCUGUGGGAUCUGAAGAUGUUGGUGUCCACGGGAAACUCUUGCUGGAACCAGAGACAGUUUGCCUUGUGGGAUCUGGAGGAUCUGUCCGAGCCGUUAUUGGAGGAGGAUUUGGAUGGAGGUUCAGGGGUCAUUUUCCCGUUUUAUGAUGCCGACACACACAUGCUGUAUCUGGCUGGAAAGGGCGAUGGUAACAUUCGCUAUUAUGAGGUCAGUGCGAUGAAACCCUACGUUCACUUCCUGUCUGAAUAUCGCUCUCCGUCCCCUCAGAGAGGCUUGGGUGUGAUGCCCAAGCGUGGCCUGAACGUCAGUGUGUGUGAGGUGUUCCGAUUCUACAGGCUGCUCGCCGUCAAAGACAUGCUGGAGCCACUGAGCUUCUAUGUGCCGCGGAAGCAGUCUGAGGGUUUUCAUGAGGAUAUUUAUCCCAUGACAGCAGCCAAUGAACCAGCCAUGACCGCAGAUGAGUGGCUGAUGGGGCAGAACAAAGGGCCGCUACUGAUGUCUCUGAGACCUGGAGCUGAAGCGCUCGACACCAGCCCAACUGAAACAGAGACACCAGCCAAUCAGGACACAGAAUACCCUCCUGACUUAAUCACAGAUUUGCAGGACUGGACGGAGGAUGACACCCAAAGCCACGACUGGAUCUCCUCACGCACAUGCUGCGAUCUGAACCGGACCGAACCGUCGGAGGUGUCGCUUCGCCAGCGGGAGGAAACUCAAGAUCUGCAGGAGCAACUCAAGCAGAGAGACGAUAAAAUACGAGAACUGGAGCUGGAGCUGAAGAACAUGCGCAACCACAUGAGAGCGUCCUUCUGAUGGCAGCCAAUCACAGCACAGACUGCCAAUCACAGCAGCCAAUCAAAGAAGAGAAUAUGGAAAACAUUGAGUCCUAUGAACUGUUGUGAGGAAUCAUCUGUGUUAAUACGGUUCAUGUUGAUUCAUUAUAUAUUUGUGAGAUAUUUAUUUUUGGACUGAAUUAUUUCGUUCACAACAAGGAUGAUAAAUAUAAUGAUAAAAUUUUAACAAGCUCUUACUCUUAGAGAAUCAUCAAUUCCACAGCACAACUGUAACGAAAGCGACACAGAGAAAUGAUAUCGUCGGAAUACAUUUCAGAGCAAUUUUUUAAUAUAAACAUUGACAGCCAAUCAGAAAUCCAUCCUGCUUUAAAGAGCUGGGUCACACAAGUUUCUGACUUUCUCUCGCAAUUCUUUGAACUUGACUAUAUUACUCACAAUUUCAAGUUUAUAUCUAAACGUGCAAUUGCGAUUAUAAAAAGUCAGAAUUGUGGGAUAUAAACUUGUAAUUACAAGAAAUAGAGUCAGAAUUGUGACAAACUUGUAAUUGCAAGAAAUAAAGUCAAUAUUGCGAAAUAAAUUCAUAAUUACAAGAAAUAAAGUCAAAAUUGCGAGUUUUUAAAAGUGGCUUCAGUGUGAGCUGUGAACAGACAGCACACAAUAUUCCACGCCCUCAGUGUGGACCCAGUACAGUUACUGUCCCUGGUGUGAACGGGCCUUUAAACACACUCAGAAAUAACCCACCAGCCUUUAUAUUUUAAAAAUGUUUAUUAAAUGACUCAUUACGGCCUGUAAAACACUAAACAUCCACUAACAAACACCCAGAGCUCCUGAUUGGACCCAGAGCCGCUUUCAUCAUCA
Messenger RNA from Ctenopharyngodon idella (grass carp), 5126 nucleotides. RefSeq names its product coronin 2Ab (gene coro2ab). NCBI's taxonomy places the organism in Eukaryota, Metazoa, Chordata, Actinopteri, Cypriniformes, Xenocyprididae. Gene Ontology annotation, biological process: actin filament organization. Gene Ontology annotation, molecular function: actin filament binding. The transcript is spliced from 11 exons. The coding region runs from base 2803 to 4287 and encodes 494 amino acids. The record is from RefSeq and is a predicted model, not a curated record.